Messenger RNA from Anopheles marshallii, 666 nucleotides. RefSeq lists its product as uncharacterized. The transcript is spliced from 2 exons. The coding region runs from base 1 to 666 and encodes 221 amino acids. The record is from RefSeq and is a predicted model, not a curated record. NCBI's taxonomy places the organism in Eukaryota, Metazoa, Arthropoda, Insecta, Diptera, Culicidae.
AUGUUUCACCCAAUCGGCCAGAUUCGCGUGUGUGUCUUCAUUACGCUGGUGCUGCCGUGGUAUCUUGCAGCGGCGGCGCUCGAUGGGUACAAACCGGUAGACAUCGACAACGCCACCACCGUACCGCUGGAACGUGUCAAGCGAUUGAUAAGCUUCCCGAUCAAUGGCGGUGUAGCGAAGGUGGUGCUAGGCUUCCUGGCUCCGGUUCGCUUCCACCAUUCGCUUCCGCGCGGUCUCAACUGUGGCAUUAAUAUGCAGGCGAACUAUGCGAUCAAUCCGGACAUAAUAUUUCCCCGACCGGAGUCCAUUUUUCGCAACCGCGACCUGGACCAAUAUGAAGAUCGCGACAGUCGCCAACGGUUGUACAGCACGCUGGAAACGGUUCUAAAGAUGAUGCUUGGGACGAAGCGCAGAGCACGCGACUGUUUGCUACGCACGGUGUGUGAAGUGGCCGAUACACCGCUGCACCAUAAUGGACUAGUGGGGGAGCUAUUGGACGUGAUAUUGACACCACAAGAAUCGGAUGCACUACCGGUGGAGUUCCUGAUGGCACGCCGGUACGGAGCAAAUGGAGUCAAUUGUUUGAAGCUGUACGCUUCCUGUCCAUGGGGCAUGGGAUUGCUCGAUCGCGUUUCGACGAUUGGUUUGCAAGAUUUAAUGUUGUGA